Colletotrichum gloeosporioides is the source of this 4374-nucleotide messenger RNA. RefSeq names its product putative 26S proteasome regulatory subunit-like. The record is from RefSeq and is a predicted model, not a curated record. Lineage: Eukaryota; Fungi; Ascomycota; Sordariomycetes; Glomerellales; Glomerellaceae. Gene Ontology annotation, molecular function: ATP binding; ATP hydrolysis activity. The transcript is spliced from 9 exons. The coding region runs from base 1 to 4374 and encodes 1457 amino acids.
AUGAGCACGCUCUGCUUCUGGGUCCGCGUUUUCCUACCAUUUCAGGAGUCACCACGACCCAGCCUUUCCCAAGUUCCAGCAAUUUAUCUAGUCUGUCUACGACUCUGGCAUUGGGCGGGGACAGCAACCCCUACUCUCACUGGUAUAUCAAUAGUGUCCAACAGCAGUUCGUUCCCCGCAAGCCUGCAUACAUGCCACCCGAAGACUAACCAUCUAAAUCCCAGAUCAUUCGAUCCAGCGAAGAAUGCGUACGAUAAAGCGGUCGAUAUUCUGCGAAAGGAGCUUACAGCAGCCGAGUGUCAAGUAAUAUGGCUACAAAAGCAAAAUUCAAUUCAGGAUGUCAGAUCGGCUCUUGAAAAAGCUUUGGAGGAAUACCAGAAGAAAUCAAAGGCUUCAAAGGCUCGAGACUGGCUGGCAAAAUGCUCGUCUCGAGUAAUGUACUAUGGAGGUUGGCUGAAGUUACUUUACACCGAGUUCUUCAGGAAUGAAACUCAUUACGAGACAGCUGUGUUUGACACGUUCUCGCAACAUCAUCCCGAAUACGUAUCCCUGGCCUGGGGUGCCUUCAAGUUUAUAUUCAUUGCGGUUCUCAACUACGAGGAGCUGCUUGUGGAGGUCUCAAAAGCUGUUUCUCGAAUCGCCGACGUGCUGCCUCGGACCGAGCUCCACUCGCUACUCUAUUCUACCCCACAAAUGCAGGAGACCGUGGCUCAGCUCUAUGCAAAAAUCCUAGAAUUCUCGAUAAUUGCUAUCAGGUUCUAUAAGAAAGGAAAAUUGUCACAUUCUAUUGCCUCCAUUGUCAAGCCCUUUAGCUUGACCUUCAAGCCAAUCAUUGAAGAAAUCAGGGAGAGGUCAAUACGUGUUGAUGAGCUUGCUAGUGCGCUUUCUAAAGCCGAGAUCAGAGACCUUCAUGUGAAGGUCCAUGGGCUCAGCCAGUCGGUAGCACAACUGACUGAAAUGAUGGUUUGUCAUAAUAUUUCCACAACGACUGAUUCUGGCGCAGUGCAAAACCAGUCAAUCCUAUCUCUUCAAACGCAACACAAGCAAAUGUUUCAAAGCACGCAAAUAGAUGCCAUACGAUCAGCGAUACUGAUCUCGGACACUCCAAUCGCAGCCGAUAGCCUGGACUGGUGUCGGUCUAUGCGAAAUCGUCGCCGGCAAAGGUCUGUUACUCAAUUGCCUUUACUGGCGAUAUCUAGGCUCAAGCUCUGGGUCUCCAAUUCAACUUCCUCUCUACUACUUGCAGAAGAGAGAGGUGUCACUACGAGUGCGGUCGAUUUUGCCGCAGACUUUAUCGACAUCGUCCUUGAACACGAGUACCCAGUUGUUUGGGCUCUUCCAUCAACUACCACCGUGUCCAAGGAGACAGCAGAGCCAGUGUCGGUGUCUGGAGUUCUUAGAUCUCUCAUAUCCCAAAUCAUCACAGUUAACCCUGGCCUUGUAGUUGAAAGUGCUACCCCCCUUACAGCCCAGCAUUUCAAGAGUCCCAUGACGAUUCAAAAAUGGUUUAACGUCUUUGAACGAUGUAUUGCAAACUCUUCACGCUUGUUUGUCGUAAUUGAUAUGAGCCUUAUUGAAGCGGCUUUACAACAUGAAGAGUCGGAGGCACAGUCCUUCAGUAUGGACGAGUUCGUUGAGCAGAUGGUGGUUAUAGUGUCACGAAAGGUGUCUGGGGGCCUUAAGGUGGUUAUCGCUUCAUGGAGACUCGGCUCAUUCACGAAUCUAGACCCCGAGGAGGUUUUCAACGAGAAUCGGAUAUAUACAGACAGAGGGCGGCGCGUAGAGAUGAUGAUGAAACAACCAAGGCCCCCCUCGGGAAUUUAUCCGGGUAGAAGACUGCCUCCUCCAAGACCCCCUCAAAUAAGAGCAAAGAAUACAAGACCUAGGCCCCUUCCGAGCUCACGCGGGCCUCAAACUUGGAUGGAGCCGCCUCGCAGACAGAGUAGGCCACACGGGAGCUACUCAGAAUUGAAGUCAUCGAGGAGCUCCAAAUGGCGAAGAAAAUUGCAAGAAACCCGCGACCCGAUUUCCAGCCACAGCCUCCAAGAUUCAAGCGCAGAAAACACGUCUCAACCUAUUGGGGAUGACAUUAGCAAUGUUCCAGGAGAUGGGGAUGAUGCAGGGGAUCACUUAGUAACCACUCAUCAGAAACCGGCCAAAGUAGAUUCUCUCGCAGAAUCGCUGAGCACGCUCGCAGAGCAACACCUCAAACUCGACGUUCUGGACGAAUCCAAGAACGUUCCAAGUUUCAUAUCCUACCUUCUCGACACGAUUCAGAUGCUGGAAGCUGAAGUCAGCUACCAGAAUGCUGACUCUGAGAGCAACGUCACCGAGAGUGACUAUGACGAACAGAACGCCUCGAGCGUUCCAGCCGCUCCGUGCUUUCAAACUAUCCAUCGAAUCUAUUGCAGCAAUCCAAGCCACAAUCACAGCAUGACGCUUUUCGAAGACGAACCGGUAGCCAAGACAAAGGCUGCAUCUUCUUUCGCGAUGAGACUUGAAGCCCGGGAUGAGAUAGAAAACUUGGAUUCCUAUUUAUCCGAGCAUCCAGAGUUCUGUUUCGUCGUCAUCAGAGAACACACUUGUGUCAGAGAUCAGGCUCGAGAGGUAUCCCAUCACCAAUCCGACUCAACAGACCACAAACCAUCACAGAGAUCUGAACGAUUGGCCAUCGUAUCACCGCUGCUCCGAAAAGGACUUGACCAAAUUGCACAGUAUACCCUCGAAGAAAGCCACUAUAUCGUGGAAGAUGGAAUGGGAAUGGACGCUCCUUAUCCUUUUCUCUUUCAUCAUAGAGAGAGGCUUGUCGAGCUUGCUGAUGACAACACAUACGGGCCAGUCCUGCUGCCUUUGAUAGAGUUUUUGAAUGAAAACUAUACAGAGGAGUAUGAAGAAGCAGUCAGAAUGUUCGAUAGGGGGGUCGUCAACGCCCGCCAUCUGCAGAAGCUUUUUCAGCCGAACCAAUUGGUCAUUUUGAAGACCUCUGACGAAUUCAAUGUCUAUGCGUUGGACGACUCCCCAGAGAUUUCGAAGGAAGACGUAUUAUUCACGGGAUGGUCGUAUUUUUAUGUUGAAGGCAGCUUACGACAAAGGAUGUGGCGCGAUACCAUGAGUCCUGUUGGCAAUGAAGACGUCAACAUAUCAAAUCUCAAGGUCCAUCCGGUCAGCUUCGGAAGAAAGGAAGACAUUCAAAAAUUGACAUCAAGGGGCGAAGCCUUUUGGAGAAUGAAAGGGCAAUACUAUGGGUGCUAUACUGGCUGGGAUCAUCGGCACGACCAUUGCUACUUCCAAUUUACCUCGACGGAGAUUCUCAUGUGGUCUGCUGCUAAAACAACCAAGAACUCAUCUCGAUUCAUGGUAGACCUAGCUACUCAUCAGCUCAUGCAUCCGCCAAAAAAACCUGAUUUUCACGUCCCGACCGAGCAUCCAAUCAACUAUGCCUGGCCAAAGAAAAUCAAGUGGGAGGACAAGAUAACACCCGAUACGAUUCUGCUUCUUCCUUCGACCGUGCACGGUUUCAAUCUUCAAGAGAAAAAAUGGGACGUGGAUAAAUUCCAUCCGGUCUCAUGGAACAAAAACGCAUUCAAGCGUCUGGUGCUUGAAGAGAAGACAAAGGAGAUGAUAUAUGCCCUCGUAGACAUUCAAACAGCCACGAAAAGAAUGGACGACAUCAUAACUGGGAAGGGGAACGGUCUCAUAGUUCUUCUUCAUGGCAGUCCUGGUACAGGGAAAACCCUGACAGCCGAGAGUGUGGCAGAAAUUGCAGAGAAGCCACUGUACCGUGUUACCUGCGGUGACAUCGGUACUGAGGCUCAAGAUGUUGAGAAGUAUCUAUCCACGGUUCUAUACCUGGGAAAGCUAUGGGACUGCGUUCUUUUGCUUGACGAAGCCGAUGUCUUCUUGGAAGAAAGAACUUUUGCCGACUUGCAAAGAAACAGUUUGGUGUCAGUUUUUCUACGAGUGUUGGAAUACUAUGAGGGUAUCCUCAUCCUCACAUCUAACCGCGUCGGCCACUUCGACGAAGCCUUCAAGUCGCGCAUCCAGGUGGCAAUCCAUUAUGAUAAUCUUUCCAAAAGAUCACGCAAAGCCAUCUGGCAAAACUUCCUCGAAAUGAUUGAGGAUUCUGUAGAUGAAGAUGCGAACAUCGCCGAGCUUGAAGCUCAUUUGGAUCAGCUAGCCUCGGAGGAGAUGAACGGCAGGCAAAUCCGUAAUGCCUUACUCACAGCAAGGCAAUUGGCCAAGCACCGGAAGGAACGGUUGGAAUGGGAGCACUUGGAUCAAGUAAUGAAGACUUCGGCGGCUUUCAACAAGUAUCUGAAGACGGUUCGUGGACAGAGUGACGAUAAGCUAGCACGAGACGAGGGGCGGCGAUGA